Messenger RNA from Pochonia chlamydosporia 170, 543 nucleotides. Its product is annotated as GCN5-related N-acetyltransferase (GNAT) domain-containing protein. The record is from RefSeq and is a predicted model, not a curated record. Gene Ontology annotation, cellular component: cytoplasm. Lineage: Eukaryota; Fungi; Ascomycota; Sordariomycetes; Hypocreales; Clavicipitaceae. The transcript has a single exon. Gene Ontology annotation, molecular function: protein-N-terminal-alanine acetyltransferase activity; protein N-terminal-serine acetyltransferase activity. Bases 1 to 543 code for a protein of 180 amino acids.
AUGCCCCCUUCAGACGCACCAUGGACAUCAUCAUCUCCAGACGCCACCGGCCGAAAAUUAAUACAGCUCCCUCUCCCUGUGCUAGACGCCCUCGGCAACAGUCAGCUUGAAAAAGCUCGCACCCUGUCAAACCUACCGCUCACGCCGUACAUCGCCACCGAAUGCGCAAGAGUAUGGAGAAGGCGGGCAGGCCAACUACGUGCAAACCCAGAUGACGCACCAUGGGUCACUCGGCUACUAGUAACUGCGGAUGGCACAGUUGUAGGACGAGCCGGGUUUCACGGGAUACCUGACAGCGAGGGAAUGGUCGAAGUAGGCUACUCGGUUGAUCCACAGUACCGGAGACAAGGACACGCCCGUGCCGCUCUGAGGAUUAUGAUUGAUGUAGCGAAGAGUGUACCAAGUGUUAGGAAAGUGCGAGCGACAGUUGCGCCGGGUAAUGUAGCUAGUAGGGCUUUGGUUGACAGCUUUGGAUUUGUAGAGGUUGGGGAGCAGUGGGAUGAGGAGGAUGGGCUGGAGAUUGUCCUUGAGAUUGAGUCGUGA